This is a messenger RNA of Pelodiscus sinensis (Chinese soft-shelled turtle), 582 nucleotides long. Lineage: Eukaryota; Metazoa; Chordata; Testudines; Trionychidae. The record is from RefSeq and is a predicted model, not a curated record.
AUCUAAUAUAUCUUUCUCUCUCAGCCUAUCAGGACCAUCACAAUGAGUCUACGAAAGCAAACCCCUAGCGAUUUCUUAAAACAAAUUAUAGGAAGACCUGUUGUUGUAAAGUUAAAUUCUGGAGUUGAUUAUCGAGGUGUCCUGGCUUGUCUAGAUGGGUAUAUGAACAUAGCUCUGGAGCAAACAGAAGAAUACGUAAAUGGUCAAUUAAAGAACAAAUAUGGGGAUGCGUUUAUUCGAGGAAAUAAUGUUCUGUAUAUAAGCACACAGAAGAGGAGGAUGUGAAGAUGCCUAAAAGAGAUGUUUUGUACUGCUGCAUUUUCUCCUGAUGUGAACUGUUUGAUUUAUAGUUAGAAAUUUUUGGUUGAAAAAUACAGCUCUUCAAUAUUUCUGUUGUUUGCUAUAAAGCCAGAUUUACUGCAGUAAGUAUAGAGAGAAGAGUUGUUUUUUAAAAAUUUCAAACUAGAAAACUAUUGUAAAAUUUUCUGAACACCUUAGUUGUGAAAAGUGCUUUGUUACACUGCAAUCUUAAAUAAAACAUGGAAAAUAUGUAGUUUAUUUAUUGUGCAAGACAAAAUCUGA